Podospora pseudocomata is the source of this 720-nucleotide messenger RNA. RefSeq lists its product as uncharacterized. The transcript has a single exon. The coding region runs from base 1 to 720 and encodes 239 amino acids. The record is from RefSeq and is a predicted model, not a curated record. NCBI's taxonomy places the organism in Eukaryota, Fungi, Ascomycota, Sordariomycetes, Sordariales, Podosporaceae.
AUGACCCUACCCACCCCACGACACUUCCUCACCAACCUCAUAAACCGCCUCUCCACCAUCCCCCUGGAACCACCUCAACCCCCAUCAAUCAACCGAACGCCCAACAGCAACGCCCUCUCCCGCAUCCCCGUCUCCCACCGCCACCUAAUCAUAACCCUUCACGUCCUCUUCCCCAACCUCGUCCUCCCCUCCCUCGACCUCCUCGACCGCGGCCUGGUUCAGAAACUCGCCCUCUCUGGCAAGAUCAAAUCCGAAGAGCCAGAAGAUGAUCAAGCAGAAGAUGUGAGAGGCGCGAUAUACGUGGUGUAUUCCACCACCGCCGUCCCGUCCCGCAGACGCAAAUCAGUCAAGCCCGACCCCGACGAUGACAGGGUGGGAAAUCGAGAAAACAGCCAAAAAUAUGUGGUGCAUUUACAGGCAUGGAACUGCACCUGCGCGGCGUUUGCUUUCUCCAUCGUUCAAUCACUCCUGGACGAACAGCCUCCCCAAAUACCACCAGAGUUACACUUGGCAGAAAUCACAACAGACGACGACAAGAAAGAAUGGGAGUUUGGUGGCAUGUCAACUGAUGGGAAGGCCCCAAACGGGGGACAAAUCCCCACAUGUAAACACCUCCUCGCCUGCCUCCUGGCCGAGAGAUGGGGCAAUGCGCUAGGGGGGUACGUAACCUCCAAACAGGUGGGAAAGGGGGAGAUGGCUGGGAUUGUUGCUGAUGUUUAA